UCCGCCCCCCUCCGCAGUGCCGGGUGCCGCCAGGCCGGGAGGGAGCAGUCUCUGGGCACCGCCGCGUGGGACUUGCCGCCAUGAGCCGCCUCACUCUCCCCGUCCUGCUCGGUGUUUUCCUGGCGCUGGCGGUGGCUGGGCCCGCCCAGUUCUUCCGGGAGGAAUUCGGGGACGGAGAUGCCUGGACCCGCCGGUGGGUGGAGUCUAAGCACAAGCCUGACUACGGCCGGUUUGUUCUCACGGCUGGGAAGUUUUACGGCGAUGCUGAGAAGGACAAAGGGAUCCAGACAAGCCAAGAUGCCCGGUUCUAUGCCAUCUCUUCUCGCUUUGAGCCCUUCAGCAACCGGGACAAGACGCUGGUGGUGCAAUUUACAGUGAAACACGAACAGAACAUUGACUGUGGUGGCGGCUAUGUCAAGCUCUUCCCAGCCAGCCUCAACCAGGAGGACAUGCAUGGCGACUCAGAGUACAACAUUAUGUUUGGCCCUGACAUCUGUGGCCCCGGCACUAAGAAGGUUCAUGUCAUCUUCAACUACAAGGGGAAAAAUGUCCUGAUCAACAAGGAUAUUCGGUGCAAGGAUGAUGAGUUCACCCAUCUCUACACACUGGUGGUGCGGCCUGAUAACACUUAUGAGGUGAAGAUUGACAACGGGCGAGUGGAGUCGGGGAGUCUGGAGGAGGACUGGGACUUCCUGCCCCCCAGGAAGAUCAAGGACCCUGAGGCUCGGAAACCUGAUGACUGGGACGAGCGGGCCAAGAUUGAUGACCCUGAGGACACUAAGCCUGAGGACUGGGACAAGCCCGAACACAUCCCUGACCCCGAUGCCAAGAAGCCAGAGGACUGGGAUGAGGAGAUGGAUGGGGAGUGGGAGCCCCCUGUUAUCCAGAACCCUGAGUACAAGGGCGAAUGGAGGCCCCAGCAGAUCGACAACCCAGACUACAAGGGCAAGUGGGUGCACCCUGAAAUUGACAACCCUGAGUACAGCCCUGACCCCCACCUCUACGCCUACGACAGCUUCGGGGUCAUUGGUCUUGACCUCUGGCAGGUGAAGUCUGGUACCAUCUUUGAUAACUUCCUCAUCACGGAUGACGAGAAGCUAGCAGAGGAGAUUGGAAAUGAGACCUGGGGGGCCACCAAGGAAGCGGAGAAGAAAAUGAAGGAGCAGCAGGACGAGGAGCAGCGGAAGAAGCAGGAGGAGGAGGAGAAGCAGCAGAAGGAGGAGGAGGGCGACGACGAGGGGGAAGAUGAGGAUGAGGAUGAGGAGGAGCCCGAGGCCGAGCCCGAGGAGGCGGAGGCGGCCCCGCGGGACGAGCUGUGAGGGCCCCCGGCGGGACCCUACUGUCUCUGUGAGACCUGGACUCUUUUCUACGCGCCCCCCGCCUGCGGGCCCGGGGAGCGGGGGCCGGGCCGGGCCCCCCAGCGGAGCGAGGACUCGGGAACGGCGCCGGGGCCCGGUACCGGCGGAGGGGAGGGGGGACGGGGACAGGGAGAGAAAAGGGGAGAGGGGGCUGCGACCCCUGCCCCCCCGCCGGUACCGGCGCGGUGAUGGGGGUGGGUGGCUGGCGGGGAGGUGUGGGGGGGGGCUCCGUGGGCGCACGUGACUGUACGGGUGUUGCGAAUCCGGUUUCUAUUAAAUUAACGCUCGGUCCCGGCCGUGGCCUCCGCGCCA
This is a messenger RNA of Falco peregrinus (peregrine falcon), 1670 nucleotides long. RefSeq names its product calreticulin (gene CALR). The coding region runs from base 81 to 1319 and encodes 412 amino acids. The transcript has 9 exons. NCBI's taxonomy places the organism in Eukaryota, Metazoa, Chordata, Aves, Falconiformes, Falconidae. Gene Ontology annotation, cellular component: endoplasmic reticulum membrane; endoplasmic reticulum. The record is from RefSeq and is a predicted model, not a curated record. Gene Ontology annotation, molecular function: calcium ion binding. Gene Ontology annotation, biological process: protein folding.